AUGGAGUAUAUUACCUUAUAAUCCUAAUAUAAAAUAUAUUUCCAGUUGGUAUGCCAUUACUCAAUUCCAACGCAUUGAUGCCCGCACUGGGUUCCCAUGUUUCGAUGAGCCGCAAUUCAAAGCCACCUAUCGUAUGCGUAUUACCCGGCCCAAGGAGUAUUUAUCGUUCUUCAAUACUAGGCUUUUAAAUACUAAAGUUGACAGUGAUGGUCGUUAUACGGACUAUUUCGAUGUAACCCCACCGAUGUCAACAUAUUUGGUAGCAUUUGUUGUGGGUGAUUUCGAAGCUGUGGGUGAUGAUGAUUUCAAAUUGAUAAUCCAUCCAUCAUUGAGAAAUAAAACGACAUAUUCGACAGAUGUUGCUCUGAAAACAUUGGCAGCCUUUGACAAAUAUACUCAGUUGCCCUAUAAGACUUUGGGUAAUACUCUGAUGCAAAAGGCGGGUUCAAUGCGUUUUCCUCACAAUGGCAUGGAGAAUUGGGGUCUGGUGAUAUAUCACGACUCAGUUCUAUACCAUGAACCCGGCUACACAGACGGCUGGUCGGACAAGGAAUUUACGGUGACUAUUUUGUUCCACGAGACGUCGCACAUGUGGUUCGGCAACAGUGUCACCUUUAAAUGGUGGAGUUACUUUUGGCUAAAUGAGGCCUUCGCUCGUUAUUAUCAAUAUUUCUUGGCUCACGAAGCUUACCCCGAAUUCGAAUUGGACAAACAAUUUUUUGUCAAUCAAAUUCAUUUGAUAUUUGGUACCGAUGCUGCCCGAAGUACCCAACCAUUGACUAGUCCCGAAGAAACCAUAAAUAGUCCUUCUGAUUUGGCGUAUAAAUUUAGUGGCAUAACAUAUGCUAAGGGAGCUGCUAUCCUGCGCAUGAUCAGCAAUUUGAUGGGAAAAUCUAACUUCGAUAGUUCAAUUAGGGAAUAUUUGAAAGAGAAUCACCUGAAAAACGUAGUUCCUGCUGAUCUUUUCAAACAUUGGAAACAACAUUGGCCCCAGGACCAAGAAGUCAAUUUAGAUCAAUUGUUUAAUGAUUGGACAGAGCAGCCAGGAUUCCCUAUGGUUACCAUUUCCACCACCAAAUCGGGACGGUAUCUUUUGAAACAACAACGAUUCCUGCUUGAUCCCGAAGAUGGCAGUGAUACCACCCUAAAAUAUACCAUACCCAUUACCUAUACCAACGACAAUAAGACGAAUUUUGAGGAUCUCACUCCGAAAUUCUAUUUCAAUAAAACCCAAAAUGAAGUCGAAUUUGGAAAUUCCACAGCCGAUAAAUGGAUUAUUUUGAAUUUACAACAAUCCAAUUAUUAUAGAGUUUUUUAUGAAGCCGACCUCUUGGAGAGAAUACAGAAGGCUUUAUUGGAACGUGAGCACAGUGGUAUCCAUGUCAGUAAUCGUGCCCAUCUCGUGGAUGAUUUGUUCACGUAUGGACGCAUAGGUCUUAUGGGUUAUGAUGAGGUGUUCGCCUUCAUGGAAUAUUUGGGGGGUGAAGUUGAAUAUUUAGCCUGGAAUCCGGCAUUUAAGGCAUUCAAUCUCCUCAGCCAGAGAUUUACUUUGGCACAACACGAAAAAUUUGGUAACUUUUUAUUCGAGAUCAUGUGGGCAGUUUAUUCUAGGUUGGGUUUUGAAAAUCCCCAAGAUACGGUAUUGGAUGUAUACAACCGCAAUAAGGUUAUCUCUUGGAUGUGCAAAUAUCAUCAUGAAGAUUGUACCCGCAGGGCCCAACAAUUAUUUAAAUCAUGGGAACCCGCUCAGGUGCCAGUUGAUUUCCAGGAAACUCUUUAUUGUGCUGCCAAUCGCGAUGCUACCUUUGAUAUUUAUCUUGAACUCAAGGAAAUGUUCGAAGGAACCUUAUUCCAACCUCAAAAGGAGAAAAUCUUAAGGGCUAUGGGUUGUACACGGCAUUAUGUCGAUUUUCAUUAUGCCUAUAUUUUGAGUGAUGGCGUACCACAGUCGAUGAAGACCGCGGCCAUUAGUGCCUUGUACAGUCAAACACCGCAAAAUGUGGAACCUGUAUUUUACGCGAUCACCGAAACCGUGGAAGUUUUGGCUGCAAUUUUGGACAGCUGGUCAUCAACGGCCCAGGUGAUCAGUGGCAUUGCCAACUACUUCACCACUCAACAUGAAUUGGAAUUGCUAAAGGAAUUCAUUGAUACCAAGGGACAUUUGUUUGGCAGCUCCGUUACGACCCUAGAGACUGCAGUAAAGACGGUGGAAUCAAAUUUGGCGUGGUCCGAAAAACACUUAGGAAAACUAUUCGACUAUUUAGAGAAUCUCGACUAUCGUCUUAGCAAAGAUGUCGUACCCGAUUUCUAUGAUAUCAAACUGAAACCUUAUCUACAAUCUGAAGAUGGUGUCAAACAAUUUACGUUUGAUGGUGAAGUUAAUAUCACACUGCAUGCGACAGCGGCGAAUGUUCGUAAUAUUACCCUACAUGUGGCAAUGAUUGAGAUUGUGGAAACAAUUCUCUACGAUGCCGAUGAUAAGGCGAUUGACCACUACUGGGGUGAAGAUAAAUUGCAGUAUCAAGUAAUUACAAAUAAAUUGAGUGUACCAUUGACCUCGAACUUGACUCCCGAAAAGCCGUAUAAGUUAUAUUUUAAAUAUACCGGGCGUAUUCGUAGUGAUAUGGGUGGUAUUUAUCGUGCCACCUACGAUAAUAAAAAUUGGUAUGCCAUGACUCAAUUCCACAUUAGUGAUGCCCGUACCGCCUUCCCGUGUUUCGAUGAACCACAAAUUAAGGCACAAUUCCGUAUCCAAAUUACACGUCCCAAAGACUAUUUGUCAUACUGUAAGACCAUAUUAACAUUUUAAUUUUUGUAUUUCAUAAAUUUACUCAAUUUCAGUGAUGGCCGUUAUACCGACAUCUUUGUACCAUCACCGAAAAUGUCCACCUAUUUGGUAGCAUUCCUGGUGGCCAAUGAUUUUGUUGUUGAUGGCAGUGCGGAUUUGAAAGUGAUAAUAAAUCAAAAAUUCCAAAAUAAAACUGGAUUUACUUUGAAAGUGGCCGCCCGUGCUCUGCAGGGUUAUGAUGAGUAUACCCAGAUGCCUUACAAAACGUUGGGCAAUGGCAUAAUGCAAAUGGCCGGAUCGAAUUAUUUUCCACAUGGUGGCAUGGAAAAUUGGGGUUUGAUUUUUUAUCGAGAUCUAGCAUUGACCCAAGAACCCUAUUACACAGACGGGUGGGCCGACAAGGAAUCUACCAUAUCGCUGGUGGUCCACGAGAUAGGUCACAUGUGGUUUGGCAAUACUGUCACUCACAAAUGGUGGAGUUAUUUUUGGUUAAAUGAAGCUUUCCCCACCUAUUAUUCUCAUUAUUUGACGCAACAGAUUUAUCCCGACUAUGACAUGGACCAACAAUUUGUGCUGAAACAAACCCAUUUGAUUUUUGAUUUGGAUGCUACCGCUAACAGCCAACCAUUAUCUCAUCCCGAGGAAAAUAUCAAUACACCCUCUGAAGUUGCGUAUAAAUUCAGCAGCAUUGGCUAUAAUAAGGGUGCUGCCAUUCUCCGCAUGAUUUGCAAUUUAAUGGGAAGAGAGAAUUAUGAUAAUGCCAUUAGAGAUUAUUUGCAGGAGAAUCACCACAACAGUGCCGAACCGGAUGAUUUAUUCAAACAAUGGAAACGUCAUUGGCCCAAAAAUCAGGAAGUCAAUUUAGAUCAAUUAUUCAGUGAUUGGACGGAGCAACCCGGUUACCCUAUUAUCGAAAUAUCCACCACAGAAUCGGGUCACUAUUUAAUCAAACAAAAACGUUUUCUAAAUAAUCCAGAGGAUGGUAGUGAUAAAUCUCUACUCUAUACCAUACCCAUCACUUAUGCCACCAGUCGCGAAAAUAAUUUCGAAAAUCUUCAACCGAAAUUCUAUUUUAAUAGAACUAAAACGGAAAUGGAAUUUGGAAAUUCCGAUAAAGAUGAAUGGAUCGUAUUGAAUUUACAGCAAUCGAAUUUUCAUAGAGUUUACUAUGGAGCCGAACUUUUGGAGAAGAUAAGAAAGGCGUUAAUGGCGCCCAAAUACAGUGGAGUACAUGUCAUUAAUCGUGCCUAUUUGCUGGAUGAUUUAUUCACCUAUGCUCGUUUGGAAAUUAUGAAUUAUGGUGAGGUGUUUAAAUUCAUUGAAUAUUUGAGUGGUGAAACCGAAUAUUUGCCAUGGCAGCCUGCCUUUAAGGCUUUCGAUUUGAUAAGUCCGCGAUUGACUUUGGAGCAACACCGACAAUUUGGUGAAUUUUUAUUUGACAUUAUGUCGGGGGUCUAUAAGAAAUUGGGAUUUGAAAAUCCUGGAGAUAGGGUUUUGGAUGUUUACAAUCGCAAUAUGGUUAUCGCUUGGCUAUGUAGAUAUGAUCAUGAAGAUUGUAAUGUGAUGGCUCAAAAAGUUUUCAAAUCCACGGAACCAAAAUUAAUUCCUGCCGAUUUCCAGGAAACUCUCUAUUGUGCCGCAAAUCGUAAGGGUUCGGUUGAUAUUUAUAAUACCCUCAAAACGGAAUUUAUUAAAAUGGAGCUACAAAGUCAAAAACAAAAACUGCUGCGUGCCAUGGGUUGUACGCUCCAUGUUGUGGACAACCAUUAUAACUUCAUAUUAAGCAAUGAGGUGCCUCAAUCAAUGAAGAGAUCGGCCAUUAGCAGUUUGUAUAAACAAACACCGGAAAAUGUUGAUCCUGUUUUCCAACUCAUCAAUAACACACUGGAGGUCUUAACAAAGGCAUUGGGUAGCUGGUAUAACACCGCCAUAGUUGUAAGUGAUGUGGCCAAUUAUUUCACCACCGAGGAUCAAUUAAAGGAAUUGACUGAAUUUAUUGGGACAAAAGGUCAUCUGUUUGGUGAAGACAUCAAUGUUUUGGAAAAUUCCGUUAAAACGGUAGAGAAUAAUCUCGCUUGGUCGACGAAACAUUUGGGAAGUCUAUUCCUAUAUUUGGAGCAACGAAAUGGUGCUGCCGCCACAAUUACGAACUCGUUGCCAAUUUUAACGAUUAUGAUUGUUGUCAUAUCUUAUUUGAGAUAUUAA
This is a messenger RNA of Musca vetustissima, 4993 nucleotides long. Its product is annotated as membrane alanyl aminopeptidase-like. The record is from RefSeq and is a predicted model, not a curated record. The annotation marks the transcript as partial. Gene Ontology annotation, biological process: peptide catabolic process; proteolysis. Gene Ontology annotation, cellular component: cytoplasm. The transcript is spliced from 13 exons. Gene Ontology annotation, molecular function: peptide binding; metalloaminopeptidase activity; zinc ion binding. Lineage: Eukaryota; Metazoa; Arthropoda; Insecta; Diptera; Muscidae.